CUGCCUCCCAGCAGCCCCGUUUCCGGCACAUGGCCGCCCGGCUUCUCCCUCUCCAGCCUCCGGAACCCUUCUCUGGGGACAUCCGAAAGCAAAAAAAAACCCAAACAACCGAGCAAACCAAAGCCCUGGAUCCCAUCCCCAGCCUGCCGCCUGCCUCUCCUUGAAGCCCGGUAGCCACCGGGCAACCCAGCUGGGCUGGGGCUGGCUCCCCGCAUGGGAGGAGGAGGGGAAAAAAACAACCUGAGCUGAUGGGCAGUGAAGAGGCCACCAUGGACACAGGGAUUGGGAUGCUUGAAGGGAUGACCCUGAGGGACCUCGCCGAGGAGCUCCAGGAUGAGAAGGUGAAAGGGUACAAGCAGAGACUCCGGGAACACGUGGCCCAAACCUUCUGCUGCUGUCCCGGGGAGAACCUCUCCCACUACACCCCCCUCACCAUCUCCAGGAAGCCUGGGAACAAACCUGGAAGUGAGGAUGAAGCCAUGGGCACCACCCGUGGCCCGACCACCCUCACCCUGACACCCCAGAGCCUGCUGGAGCCCCAAGGGGACGGGGACACCCCGAGGGUGCUGGUGCUGGUAGGGGCCCCGGGGAUGGGGAAGACGAUGACAGUGAGGAAGGUGAUGGUGGAGUGGGCAGAAGGAGCCCAGCACACACCUUUUGAUUACAUCUUCUGCUGGGACUGCACAGCCAUGGCCACCAGCCAGCAGGCCAGCCUCCUGGACCUGAUGUCCCAGUGCUGCCCUGGGAGGGAAGUGCCCCUCGGGCAGAUCCUGGGGGAGCAGGAGAAAAUCCUCUUCAUCCUUGAUGGCUUCGAGGCCCUGGGGUUCCCUCUGCUGGGGCCUGAGGAGGGUUUGAGCUCCGACCCCCGGGAGCCGAGGCCGCUGGAAACCACCCUGAGGAGUUUGCUGCGGAAAAUCCUUCUCCCCAAGUCCUCCCUGCUCGUCACCACCAGGCCAGCAGCUCUGCAGAGCCUGGGGAGGUGCCUGGAGGGGGAGGAUUUCCUGGAAAUCCUGGGCUUUUCGGGGGCCAGGAGGGAGGAAUAUUUCCACAGGUAUUUCGAGGACGACGCCAAAGCCACCGCGGCCUUCGGGUUCGUCAGCAGCAGCGAGAGCCUCCACGGCUUGUGUGUCAUCCCCGUCCUCUGCUGGGCCCUCUGCACCCUCCUGGGACAGGGGCUGGAGAAGAAGAAAACCCUGGCUGAGAGCUCCAGAGGCCCCACGGGGCUGGGGGUGUUCUACCUGUCCUGGGUACUGAGGAGCAGGGGCAGACACAGCCCGCAGCACCUCCGGCCGUUCCUGCACAACCUCUGCUCCUUGGCUGCCGAGGGCAUCUGGAAGCACAAGGUGCUCUUUGAGGAGGAGGAAAUCAAAGCCCGUGGCUUGGAGCAGCCAGAGCUCCUGCCCCUCUUCCUCAACGAGAAGAUCCCAAAGAAAGGGGUGGAGCAGGGGAACCUCUACAGCUUCGCCCACCUGCACCUCCAGGAGUUUUUUGGGGCGCUGUUUUACGUCCUGGAGGAUGAGGAGGGAGCAGAGGGUGGCUCGGGAGCUCUCCUGAAGGAUCUCAGAGUGGUGCUGGAGAGCUACAGCCAGUCCAGGGAGGAGCUGAGCCUCCUGAGGAGGUUCCUCUUCGGUCUGCUGAGCCAGAGAUCCAUGGAGGACAUGGACAGGCUGGGGUGCAGGAUUGCACCAGGAGCCAGAGAGGAGCUGCUGAGGUGGCUCCAGGGGAGGCUCCGAGGUCUCUCCCACCCUGGCCGAGAGCUGAAAGUCAGAGACUUGGACACUUUCCACUUUUUGUUUGAGAUGAAGGAGGAAAGCUUGGUGCAGAGCACGCUGGGGGGGUUCAGGGCUGUAGAGCUGCAGGACAUCAAGGUGACUUUGUGUGACCAAAUGGCUCUUUCCUUCUGCAUCCAGCACUGGGCUGGGCUGGGCUCCCUCAGCCUCCGGGGAUGCUCCUUCCAGCCCUGCUCCAGAGGAAAUUCCCAAGGGCAGGAAGAGCCAGGAUCCCCCAUCCACCUGCUCUGCCGGGCCCUGGCACACGCGGGCAGGGACCUCCGGACCCUCCGGUUCUGGUGGUGCCGCCUGUCCCAGAGCUGCUGUGUGGAGCUGGUGAAGCUGCUGGCCCAGCACCCCGGGCUGACCCAGCUGGAGCUGGGGGACACCACCCUGGGGGACACUGCCCUGAGCCUGCUCUGCCAGGGGCUGCAGCAGCCCCGCUGCCACCUGAGGGUCCUGCGGCUGUGGUACUCUGGCCUGACCAGUGCUGGCUGUGAGGACUUGGUAGCCCUCUUGGCCACCAGCCCCUGCCUGGAGGAGCUGGACUUGUCCUACAGCGAGGGGCUGCGUGACCCCGGGGCCCAAGUGCUGUGCCAGGGGCUGCAGGGCCAGCCCUGCCACCUCCACACCCUCAGGCUGGGGAGCUGCCGGCUGACGGGUGCCUCCUGCCCAGCCCUGGGUGCUCUGCUGCUGGACAGCCCUCAGCUCACCUGCCUGGACCUCAGUGACAAUGACCUGGGGACCCAGGGGGUCCUGCAGCUCUGCCACCACCUCCAGCACCCCUCCUGCCUCCUGCAAACCCUGGGCCUGAGCACAGCUGGGUUGGCUGAGGAAGCACUGGAGGAGUUGGAAGCCCUGAGGGACCUCAAGCCUGAGCUGAAGAUCAGGAACCUCCUGGAGCAGGAGGUGCCCCAGGCAGGAGCCAUGGCCAGGCUGCCAUUCCAGCGGGGGAUCCGGCCAGGACCAAGGGGCAGGAAAGGGCUUCCCCCCAUUCCCAGAGGUCCCAUCCCUUAGGAGAGCUCUUUGCCCCAACCAGAGCCUUCUCCAGCCCCAUUUUUAAUCCUGUUGAAACUCAUAGCUCUUACUUUUUACCACUGCCUGCAUCUCCUGGGGGUCGGGGGCCUUCCCACUCCUCCUGUCGCCACACAUGUGUAUGUGGGGAAGGGUCCUGGGUGUUUCCUGGUGCCAAAUAAACCCCCGGGACCCAUCCCUGGAACCCUCCUGUGCUCUGCUCCAUCCUCCCAGCCCUGUGCCCACCAUGCCCAGGGGAUGGGGUUGUGCUCCCCACAUCCCCAAGGGAUGGCUGAUGUACCCAGGAGGAAGAUGCCAGCCCUGGGAGCAAGGCCCCAAACUCUUCCCUUUCGGGUUUUAAUGGAAAAGCGAAUUUCACAGUGAAAGAAUUGAAAUAAUUCUCCCCUG
Molecule: messenger RNA, 3191 nt
Organism: Calypte anna (Anna's hummingbird)
Lineage: Eukaryota; Metazoa; Chordata; Aves; Apodiformes; Trochilidae
Gene: NLRP3
Product: NLR family pyrin domain containing 3
Exons: 8
Coding region: 249-2786 (845 amino acids)
Cellular component (GO): cytoplasm
Molecular function (GO): protein binding
Source: RefSeq, a predicted model, not a curated record